UUAGAGACUGUAAGCCCUGGCAGUUAUGAGGGCGGAUGAGCUGCCCUCUGUAGCUGGGCCAUGCGUUCUCCAGUUUGCCACAGUCCUCACCCCUCCCCGAUGUGUCUCUGACACGAUGUUUCUUAUAGAAAUCCAGCUGACUCGGUUCUUUCUCACCUGUCUCCUGGCACAUGAGCAGUCCUCCGUCUCAGGUGAUGGUGAACAUUUCCCCUGAGAGGCCAGAUAGUAAAGAGUUAUUUUGAGCUUUGUGGGUCAUAGUAUCUCUAGUAUAAUACGACUCUCCAGGCCUGCUGUUGCAGGGUAGAGAGAAGCAGCUUUGUGCAGGGUGCAGACAGGAGAAGAGUGUGGCUGCGUGCAGGUCAAACUCUUUACAGAAGCAGGAGGUAGUGACCCUGCUUUGCCCACUGGAACUCACCAAGUCUGCCCCAAUCCACUCAGCUCAACUGUCCUGAGCCCCAACUAGCCUUCUGUCCCUCUCUGCCCUUCUGUCCCUUGGGCUUCCCUACCUUCUACACAUCUCACGACAGACCUUAAACUUCACCUUCAAGGUUUGAGGCUGGGGGUGGGGCUGGGUGGAAUCUGCCCUGGAACGCGGUCAAGCUACAAGUCCUCAGCUCUCCAGGGAUACGGGAGGCUGGCCUCCUCGUCAGAGCGAAUGGGCACGUUGUACACGGAUGACCAAGCAGUCCUGGUGGCCUGUGGACUGUAGUUAAGCAGGAGAUUCAGCCUCUGUUAAUGUCCCCUAAGGUGAUGAGCCUCUCUCUGCGGCAGUCAUAUGUGAGUGACAGGAGGAUUCUGAACAACUGGGGAGUUAAAAAAAAAAAAGGUCCGCCUCAGUUGGUGGCCACCAGGACUGCAAGUGUCAUGACCGCGCUUGCAGAAAGCAGUGGUCACUUGCAAGGCGCUCUUGGCCGUGUUGACUGGGAAAAACCCAGGGUGAAGUGAUCUGAGCAGUGCGAAGAUAGCAGAUGAGUCCCAGUGUGUACAAAGAACAGAAGACUGAAGAGAAUUACACCCACACGUUGGGCUGCCUGUCUGAUCUCUUUGAGAAAACAGUGAAAAAUCUCCGAAUGAGGAGGCGUACAGGCCUGUGGCUACCUCCCUGGGUCCUGCAGCACCUGCUCCUGUUGGGAGGCUGUAAGCACACCCGUCAGGGCACAGGCCCGGCCCUCUGGAGCCUGGCCACCCCUAGGAAGGGUGGCGCUGGUUGCCAAGGUGCCAAGGCCUCAGGUGGCAGCUAUCUCGGAUCCGGAAGCAGGAAGUAGUCUGCAUUCUCAGGACCCGGUACUUGCCUGCUUGGGGCAGGUGGUACCCAGAAGUCUGGAGCUGAGAUGGCCUUGCCGGAAGACCUGGAGAAAGAGCUGGAGGCCACAGCCCAGGAAGUGCUGGGGAAACUGAGGAGCCAUCAGCUCUUCCAGUCUGGGUGGGACACUGCUGCCUUCAUCAUCUUCCUCAUCUUCCUUGGCACCGUGCUGCUGCUGCUGCUGCUUGUUUGCAUCCACUGUUGCUGCUCCGGCUGCUGCAGCCACCGCACCUCCAGAUCCCGGAAGGUGAGCCCCCAGCAGGAACACCGCAGGGGCGUGGAUAACUUGGGCCUGGAGCCUUAACAAGGGGCGCCCACCAGCCACCCUCCCCGUGCGUCCUGCUGGGAAGCAGUAACAAUGCCUCCUUUGCCCAGAGCCUGAGUCUGGAAUGUGUUCUGAGUCUCCUGUUAAGGGGUGGGCAGUGUGGGAACUCACUGCUUUAUCCAGAUGCCCACCUGGUCCCUCACAGCUGUCAGCCGGCACGGCUGUCACCAGACCCUAAGUAACUUGCUCCGGGUCCCCAGCAACUGCCCAUGGGAGAGGAAGCUGGGGUGCACCUCAGGGACCCCAACCUCCAGGCAGAACCCUUGUUCCCACUCCCCUAAGCACCUUGGCAGCCUACUGGACCCCCUUAAAGGUGGCAUGGGGAGGCCAGAGGCUCAGUCACUGGGUACCCCACUCCAGUCCUGACUAUCCGGGAUCCUCAGUCUGGUCCUCACUCAGACAGACAGACAGACAGACAUUCCAGGUAAAGUCAGAUGAGCUUUAUUUCCCAGACGCCUCGUCAGGGAUGCUGAGCAACACAUUCUAGGGCACCACACCUUGCGGCUUCCGUUGGCUCUCUUAAUUCACAGCUUAGGGCCGCCACCCACCCUUCACCCUCCGUGGAGGGGAGGUGUGUGUGGCCACCGGCCACCCUUCAUACCCUUCACCAGUUGGGGCAGCUCAGAAGGCAGGCAAAGGAGGCGGAAGGAGAGCCCUGGGCUUGGCCCCACCCAGAGUCCAAAGGUUCCUACCCAUAGGGAGGGAAGGAGGGUUUGGAAUGUGGGCCACAUCUCAGCUCUGCCUUCCUCACCGCCCCCCUUCACAAAAUGAAAAGCAAACUGCUGUCCCCUCCUGUCA
Messenger RNA from Suricata suricatta (meerkat), 2426 nucleotides. It is a transcript of the gene SMIM22, whose product is annotated as small integral membrane protein 22. Lineage: Eukaryota; Metazoa; Chordata; Mammalia; Carnivora; Herpestidae. The record is from RefSeq and is a predicted model, not a curated record. The transcript has 5 exons. Gene Ontology annotation, biological process: regulation of cell population proliferation. Bases 1332 to 1607 code for a protein of 91 amino acids.